CGUUAGUUAGUGCUAUAAAUUUUUUGACGAACAUCCUCGAAAGUUCAUCUUCGCUGGCCACUACGAACGACCCUUCUGCGUGACGUACGUGGCUGUCAAGAUGAAGUACUACUCUUCGGUCGUCGCGUUGAUUGUUCUCCUGGCUGUUGUCAUGGACUUCAGCUCCGGCCUAUUGCCAAGUAAGCAGACUCCAUCUGAUGCCACUGCUGAGGGCUACCGAAAUUCGUUGGAUUCACCAGAGGUGUCUCCACGCAUGGUUGUCUCAAGGGUAAAGGCCAAAAGGGAGACGUCGACCAUAUCACAAGUGCAGGGAUUACUGCAGUACCCCUAUGAAAAUGAGUUCGCGCCUGAAAGAGCGUCGUCGCAUUGUGCCUGCGAGACGAAGGAACCGUUUGCUGACAACACUGAAGAUGCCUUGUGAGCACUCACCCAAGCACCACAUUUCAGAGGUCUGCUUUGAGCAGAUGUGGCAAAUUGAAGUAACAUCCAGAUAGUCCAAUAAACUGUUCGUAGUUUCAG
This is a messenger RNA of Dermacentor albipictus, 519 nucleotides long. RefSeq lists its product as uncharacterized. The record is from RefSeq and is a predicted model, not a curated record. NCBI's taxonomy places the organism in Eukaryota, Metazoa, Arthropoda, Arachnida, Ixodida, Ixodidae.